Messenger RNA from Lodderomyces oxycetoniae, 3516 nucleotides. It is a transcript of the gene SMC2, whose product is annotated as condensin subunit. Gene Ontology annotation, molecular function: ATP hydrolysis activity; ATP binding; protein binding. Gene Ontology annotation, biological process: chromosome organization. The coding region runs from base 1 to 3516 and encodes 1171 amino acids. Gene Ontology annotation, cellular component: chromosome. The transcript has a single exon. The record is from RefSeq and is a predicted model, not a curated record. Lineage: Eukaryota; Fungi; Ascomycota; Pichiomycetes; Serinales; Debaryomycetaceae.
AUGAAGGUAGAUGAGUUGAUUAUAGAUGGAUUCAAGUCAUAUGCGACUCGUACUGUGAUAUCAGGCUGGGAUGCUUCAUUUAAUGCCAUAACUGGGCUCAAUGGGUCGGGAAAAUCCAAUAUUCUUGAUGCUAUAUGUUUUGUUUUGGGUAUAUCUUCGAUGCAAACAGUUCGGGCAUCCAAUUUGCAAGAUUUGAUCUAUAAGAGAGGGCAAGCCGGUGUCACCAAGGCAAGUGUUACUAUUGUUUUUAAUAAUUCCGAGAUAUCGAAAUCCCCCAUUGGGUUUGAAAAUUGUCCUACAAUAAGUGUCACUAGGCAAAUCAUUUUAGGAGGCACAUCUAAAUAUUUGAUCAAUGGUCAUAAAGCGCAACAGCAAACAGUGCUAAGCCUAUUCCAAUCUGUACAGUUGAAUAUCAAUAAUCCCAAUUUCUUGAUUAUGCAGGGUAAAAUUACCAAGGUUUUGAAUAUGAGAGCCAGUGAAAUCUUGUCACUUAUUGAAGAAGCUGCAGGCACGAGGACGUUUGAAGAAAAGAAAGUUAAGGCUAAGAAAAUCAUGCUCAAAAAGGAUUCCAAACUUGCUGAGAUCAAGAGUCUUUUGACAGAAGAAAUAGAGCCCAAAUUUGAAAAGUUUCGAAAUGACAAGAGAAUUUUUUUCGAGUUUCAACAAACACAAAUUGAUUUGGAAAAGCAAACUAGAAUGAAGGUUGCUUUUGAAUAUAGUAAGUUGUCUAAUUUGCUCACCAACAACUCUGAACACACAACUAAACACGAAAAAAAACUUGCAGAACUUCAUUUCGAAGUAGACAAGGUUACUCAUGAAAUUGAUAAUUUGAAUGAAGAUUUGGCACAAGUCAAAAUAGCAAGAGAAGAAAACUUGAAAAAAGACGGUAAACUAGGCGAAUUGGAACAAAGAGAAAAUAGGCUAGCGAACGAACUUGCACGAUUGGUGACCCAAAGAGGUUUAACAAGCGAGGAGUUACAAAAUGAAACCAAUAAGAUUGAACUGUUGAGCAAGAAAAAAGGGCAACUUAAAUCAUCAAUAUCGGAAAAUGGAGAUUCAUUUAAAAACAAUGAGGAUAAAGUUUUAAAGGCAAAGGAGGAAUUGGCUAUCUUAAAAGAGCAGUUUGAAAAGAAGGAGGAAUUAUUGGCUGGUUUAAGCACUGGUUUGUCAGUUAAGGGAAACGCCUCUACCGGCUAUACAGCUCAACUUUCGGAAGUGAAAAAUAAACUAAGUGCAUCCAAGAAUUUGAUAGGACAACACAAUUUGAAGAUCCACCAUCUUGAGCAAGAAUUGGCUAGUGACAAGUCGAAAUUGGAGCACGCAAAACAAGAGCACGAGACUUUUAUGGCAAACAUGAAGAGACUCAAGGAGAUCAUUACUUUGAAGCAGCAAGAAUUGGACGAGGUGAUGAACUCAACAAUAAGUAAUCCCGAUGAGUUUCGAAAGCGAGAAGAAAGACUACAUUAUGAGCAAGAAAAGCUUUUGAAUAACUUAAAUUACAUGAAAAAUAAUCUUCGAGGUCUUGAUUUCCAUUACGAACGUCCAUACAAGGACUUUGAUGAUAGAUUAGUGCGAGGAGUAGUUGCGCAGCUUUUUGAUUUACCAGAAUCAUCCUAUGACAAGGCAAUUGCUUUGCAGACGUGUGCAGGAGGCCGACUAUUUAACGUCGUGGUGGAUACUAGUGAGAUUGCUUCGCAAUUGUUGGAACGCGGAAGGUUGAGAAAAAGAGUAACAAUGAUACCUCUCGAUAAGAUAAAUCCAGCAGUUUUGGGCACGGCGGUAGUGGAGUAUGCUGAACAAGUUGCACCUGGAAAAGUGCAACUUGCGUUGAAUUUGAUUCAUUAUGAAAAAGAUAUUCGCAAAGCCAUGGAGUAUGCUUUUGGCACAACGUUUAUUUGCGCCGAUCCCGACACGGCGAAAGCUAUAACAUUUGAUCCGAACAUUAGAGCACGUUCAAUUACUAUUGAAGGUGACACGUAUGAGCCUGAGGGAAAUAUUUCAGGUGGAUCACGCCGGAACAAUACACCGCUUCUUUUAGCUUUAAAGGAUUACAACAUAGCGGUAAAGGAACUCAGGGAUGUUGAAGAUGAAAUGUGCAAUGUGAACAGUAAAUUGGCAGAAUGGGAAAAAGUUAAACAAGCCACUAGCGGAUUGAGGAACGAGAUACAAAUGAAGAAGCAUGAGUUGGCUUUGCUUGAACGAAAACUUCAAACCAAUCAGUCUGCUUCUUUGAUUAGAAUGAAUGAGCUGAAACUCAAUGAGAUCGAAGAGCUUAAAAAGGAGAUAAUCAAACACGAAGAUCAGUGCAAACAAUUUCAAAACGAAAUCAUUGUGAUUGAAAAAGAUUUGAAAGAGUUCAAUAGUGAUAAAACUUCAAAAUUGGGUAGUUUGAAAAAGGAAGUUGAAGAAUUGAAAAAAGAAUUAGACAAGAAGCAGAAAAAAUUGGCUUUUGAUGUAGAAAACUUCCAAGUGUUACAGUGGGAGGCAGAUCAGCGAGCGUCUGAGCUCAAGGAAGUUUCUCUGGAGUUGGUGACUACUGAAAAACUAAUAGGUGAGCUUCAAAAGAAGGAUCAAGAGGAUGUCGAGAGACAAGAAAGUCUCGAACGAGAACUUGAUAUUGUGAAAUCGCAAGUCGAAGACGAGAAGAACAGCCUAGCUGGGUUGGAUGAAGAGAUGAACGAGUUGAUGAAGCUUGUUGCAUCAAAAACUAAAAGAAUAGACAAUCUUCAAGUCAAAAUCAAAACCACAACUUUUGAGUUGGAAAAGACGCGAAAUGCAACUACAUCUAUCAAGGAAAGAUUGGAUCAAAUAAUCAGUGAGAAUGAAUGGGUAAUGGAUACUCGGGCAGUUGAAAAAACAAUGGAACAGUAUCCCGAUUUCAAUCUCGAGGAAGCGCAAAGUCAAAUAGCCAGACUCAACGAGAAGUAUCAAAGUAUGAGAAGAAAAGUCAAUGUUAACAUAAUGAGUAUGAUUGAGGAAAACGAAAGGAGGGAAGCUUCAUUGAAGCUCAAAAUCAAAACGAUUGAAAAGGAUAAAAAGAAGAUUGAAACAACGAUUGAUAAAUUGAAUGGUGAAAUCAGACGAGCGUUAAAUGGAACUUAUCAAAAAGUGUCUAAAGAUUUUGGUCAAAUUUUUUCCGAUUUGCUUCCUGGUUCUUUUGCCAAAUUAGUUCCUGUUAAUAUGAUGGAUGUUACUCAAGGUUUAGAAGUAAAAGUUAAACUAGGAAGUGUGUGGAAAAACAGUCUUGUUGAGCUAUCGGGAGGUCAAAGAUCAUUGAUUGCUCUUUCUUUAAUUAUGGCAUUGUUGCAGUUUAACCCUGCACCGAUGUAUAUAUUGGAUGAAGUUGACGCAGCGUUGGAUCUUUCACAUACUCAAAAUAUUGGACACUUGAUUAAAACAAGGUUCAAGGGAUCUCAGUUUAUUGUCGUUUCGUUGAAGGAAGGAAUGUUUACCAAUGCAAAUAGAAUCUUUAGGACCCGUUUUCAAGAUGGUACUUCGGUUGUGUCAGUUAUGUAA